This is a messenger RNA of Microdochium trichocladiopsis, 1018 nucleotides long. RefSeq lists its product as uncharacterized. Lineage: Eukaryota; Fungi; Ascomycota; Sordariomycetes; Xylariales; Microdochiaceae. The coding region runs from base 135 to 821 and encodes 228 amino acids. The record is from RefSeq and is a predicted model, not a curated record. The transcript has 2 exons.
CCGCCUCCAGCGAUCACCAGGGCUCAUCGUGUCACAUACUUUUUGUGCUCGUCUGUGCCCUGCACAAAUACGCGUCGCGCACUUCUGGGAACACAUGCAAGCUCAAUGCGCCCUUGUAGCUGUUUGCAUGCACAAUGCGCCCUCACGCAUGCAUCGAAGCCAAAUUUAGCACAAAUCACAAAGGCCGCCAGCCAUUCACUUCAGUACAAUGCAGAUGUUGCAAGACAGGCACCAUUAUCAGCGCCUUGGCCGUGCAUCUCGUCCGUUCACAACAGACCAUCGUAUUGCUGGUGCGAAGCAUGAUUGGUUCAGUGGUGAUCCUGCUCAUGUGGGACGGGAUCCCCUGUGCCUGGCAGCUCUUGUCCUCCCAUGAAGUUGAAGAUCAACGGAAUUUUCUUGGCACACUCCUCAGGGCAAUGUCACAUCUGCAGCUUCCAGCCAUGCCUAGCGGGAGCACAGUAUCAUGUGUGGACAUGAACAGUACAAUACACGGGUGGAAAAAUCGAAUUCAGGCCAUCCCAUCCAUAGCAAACGGGGCGCCGCACUCACCCGGCAGCUCGCGUUUGUCAUCGGACGCACCAGCACCAACUGUCGAAGCAUCAUCACUGGUUGUGUGCUUUGAUCUGUCUGCUAAAGCCCGCCCCUUGACUCGCAGCCUUCGCGGGGACAUGCAUGCCCAGCGCUGCAUAACAGAUUGCUGUGCCGUGCAAUCGAGGCAGACAUUGUGGUCUCCACCUGGGAGACCACUGUUGCAAGGGCGCCGUCCAAUGAUGAUGUUCUCGCGACCAGGGAGUUCAAAAAGCCCGCUUUGCUCAGUAUAAAUAAGGGCGAAUGCAGCCCAGUAGAGGUCCUCGAAAGAUGGCACUGACUCGAGUCCUGGUAUUGUCCAAAGGUUCGGCUUGGUGCUCACAAGUACGGACUAUUGACAUUCGCAACAAAUAAGCACAUCACUCUUCCCUCACUUCAUUUCCAGUCUCACCAAGGUGCUGAGUAAUUACUACCUUUGUCCUGUUGCGCG